This is a messenger RNA of Metarhizium brunneum ARSEF 3297, 408 nucleotides long. RefSeq lists its product as uncharacterized. NCBI's taxonomy places the organism in Eukaryota, Fungi, Ascomycota, Sordariomycetes, Hypocreales, Clavicipitaceae. The record is from RefSeq and is a predicted model, not a curated record.
AUGUUCUGCCUCAGAAGCUGGCUCCCCCUCCUCUUCAUCCCUACCAACGCCUCGCCGGCCUUCAUCUUCCUCUUCUUCGUGUGCACCUACUUCCUCAACCGGCCCUGCGUGUACUGCUCCAUCCUCCUGCUCAUCCUGUUCCUUACGUCGUGCAACUGGUCCGACCGCUGCUUCUUCGACUUCCAGAGCAACUGGUUCCUCCCGCGGCCGAGCACCUCCGACCCGUCCUUCAACGCCACCGUGGUGCAAAUGGCAAACUCGACGGCCAGGGCGCUCGCCGGCGCGGCUGCCGACGCCGUCUCUGCCAAGGGCACCGAGUGGACCGGCCUCGGGGUGGAGUGGCUGAGGACGUUGUUGGGCAGGAGAGAGUGGAAGGUGGACUGCAUGGACGUCUAUAUCCAGUUGUGA